AUGGGUUGGCUCUGGGCUUCGCCGUCUCCUCCCAAGUCUCCCGCUCCGGGACAAGCUUCCCAAGCUCCGGCAUCGACCCCGCCACCAGCGACUAAGCCGACUGAACCUGAGAUGGAUCCCGAGAUUGCAAAGUUCAUCGCCCUCUUCCAAAACGACUCGGGUAACAAGCCAGAGGAACCCGUGCCGGCGCCGGCGCAAUCAUCCACAACGCCCUCCAAGUCAACACCAUCACCCUCCUCGUCAUGGUUCUCCCUCAAAUCCUCCCCGAACAUGCCAUCCCAAACCAACAACCGCACGAUCACGCCACCUUCUGACAAUCCGGUCGCCGAAGCCACCCUGCCGACCGAGAUGUCCUGCCGCCAAGCUUUCGACAUGGCCUUCCACUGCCAGUCCGUCGGCGGACAGUGGAACCACAUCUACCGAUACGGCACGAUGCGCUCAUGCAGCGAACACUGGGAGGACUUUUGGUUCUGCAUGAGGAUCAAGGGAUACUCGGGCAAGAUGAAGGAGGACGUGAUCAGAGACCACUACCGCCAGAAGGAGUACGAGAAGUACGGGAACGGGAAGCCGAGCAGCGAGGACGUUUGGCAGGCCAGGACAGCCAAGGUACCGCCGGGCACGGUCUUCACAGAGAAGUUUGAGGAGCCCACAGUGGACGACGAGGAAUGGCAGAGGAUGGAAAUUGAGAGGCGACGGCAGAUCAGGGAGGGACUGGGCAUUAGUUCGGCGACGGCGUGA
Messenger RNA from Colletotrichum spaethianum, 738 nucleotides. Its product is annotated as early meiotic induction protein 1. The record is from RefSeq and is a predicted model, not a curated record. Bases 1 to 738 code for a protein of 245 amino acids. NCBI's taxonomy places the organism in Eukaryota, Fungi, Ascomycota, Sordariomycetes, Glomerellales, Glomerellaceae. The transcript has a single exon.